UUUCUAGAACCCUUUUCUUGUCAGGAACCGCACACAUCAUAUGGGCAGAUCUACUUACAGACGGUCUCUCAAGUACGUGAAGUAUCAUUUGCUGCCAAUGCCCUCGCGGACCUGGUGGCGUCAUACGAGUCACGUGGUGGACACGUGUCUCACAUUCUCUGUGGGGACUUCAAUAUUGAGCCCCGUUUUCCCGCCUAUCAGCUUUUAAAGGAGGGGAGACUGAGUGUAAGGGAGAUGGAGGCACUGAAAAGUGUGGACUACAUCCGAUGGGCAUCUGAUAUUGAACAGCCAUCACAGGUAAAAGAAGUCUGCUACACAGCCGUUUUUAGUGUCGUCACUCAACUCUCCCGUGGGGAGGAGUGUUGCGUGACGACACAAAAAACGGCUGUGUAGCAGACUAAGGUAAAAGAUAAGAAAGGUUAAACUUGUUUGUAUAAUUAAUAUCAUGGCUAACAAAUUAAUGAAAAAGAAAAUCACUAACAAUUCCUAAUGGCCAACAAUCAUCCAAAUACGAGUAUGUUUGCACGCUUGUGUUCAGGGCCAGCCCUUGCGGGGCAAAGACAAUUCCCUUAACCUACGCAUUUGUUCUGUCCCACGGAUUGAACCUGCGACCUGGAUGCGCGACCUGGAUGCGGUCCAUCAUUUAGAAGACUAGAAAUGUAUAAAGAGUGAACAGUUUAUCACUGGUUAUUAACAAUUUGAUAUUCUCUGACUACUACUUAAAGGUUCAGGGUUCCUCCUGUUUACAACGUGCCACCACUGCUUUCCUGUCCAACAGGUUGAAACGCAAGUAAAAUGGUAACUUUUGUCCAGAAAUUCCCAGCUUAUAAAGUUUCUCAAUUUUCUUUUUAUCUUUGCAGCUCUUGCCUGAUCAAAUGUCUCUUUUAAACAAAGCCCAAGCAAAUUUUCACCAUCCCCUUAAGAAUCUUCAAAGUGCCUACAAGACCAUUCUGGUAAGAUACAUCAAGCAAAACUACUUCUGUUAAGCCAAAUUUAUACAUUCAUUGACGGCUUUUGGUAUCAUAAUGAGGGGGUGAAUACGCCAAGGGAUCGGCGGAUUUUGAAAAUAUACUGAUUUAGAGUGAAAUUUUCGAGGCGGAAACCCUACUCACCCCUGCCCAUCAUGAAAAGCAAAUUUUUGUUGCGAAUACAAGAUUUAGGAAAGUACGAGUUUUAAACUAAUUUCGAGCUUCUUAAAAAUGCUUCAUUGUUACAAGACAUGUAUGCCUAGGAAAGUAUCUCUAUGACUUGCCAGUAACACUAAAGGAUGAGAGUUCUGGGAGAAAUAACCGGCUUGAAAUAAUCGCACUCAUACUUGAUCUAGUACGAAUUACUUCAAUCUAAUAGUAAAGUUACAAAAUUUUAAACAAAAUUUUAAACACUGACUUCAAGGUCGGCGAUUUAUACAGAUCGGUCAUGAUUACGAGCUGGCGAAGUAAUUAUUGAACACCAGCCUUGGUAUCCUGUUUUUUUUUUCCGUUGCGACAGGAACAGUUAAAGAAUUCCUGCCCUCUGGCUUCCCUGUUGCAUGUGCGCUACUUUUUUUGUAACAUUUUUUUAAUUUUCAGGGCGACGAGCCGCAGUUCACAAAUCAUGAGGGAUCAGGCCGCGUUUGGACUUUAGAUUACAUCUGGUUUGAUUCUGCGAGUCUGAAAGUGACAACUGCCUUAGAGACGGUAUCCAAGGAAGCUAUUGAACCAUACCAGGGCCUGCCAAACCAGUUUUACUCGUCCGAUCAUUUGCCCCUGAAGGCACAUUUUAAGUUCGCUGCGUCACAAUGA
Messenger RNA from Porites evermanni, 1781 nucleotides. NCBI's taxonomy places the organism in Eukaryota, Metazoa, Cnidaria, Anthozoa, Scleractinia, Poritidae. The record is from the annotation of a GenBank genome assembly.